This is a messenger RNA of Kuraishia capsulata CBS 1993, 1632 nucleotides long. RefSeq lists its product as uncharacterized. Gene Ontology annotation, molecular function: carbohydrate:proton symporter activity. Gene Ontology annotation, biological process: transmembrane transport; carbohydrate transport. Lineage: Eukaryota; Fungi; Ascomycota; Pichiomycetes; Pichiales; Pichiaceae. Gene Ontology annotation, cellular component: membrane. The coding region runs from base 1 to 1632 and encodes 543 amino acids. The transcript has a single exon. The record is from RefSeq and is a predicted model, not a curated record.
AUGAUCAGAGAAAUGUUUAAGGAUCCCCUUGUGGGAUCCAUUGUGUGUUUUGCUUCUCUAGGUGGACUACUGUUUGGUUAUGAUCAAGGUGUGAUCAGUGGUAUCGUCACUAUGGAAUCCUUUGGGGCUAAAUUUCCGAGGAUAAACACAGACUCCGACUACAAAGGUUGGUUCGUGUCAACUUUCUUGUUGUGUGCCUGGUUCGGCUCGUUAAUAAACUCUCCUAUCGUCGACAAGUUUGGCAGAAGAGACUCUAUUAGGAUCGCGUGUGUUAUUUUCGUUAUUGGCUCUGUGUUUCAAUGUGCUGGUCACUCAACCCCUAUGCUAUUUGCAGGAAGAGGAGUUGCGGGUCUUGGUGUUGGACAACUCACCAUGGUGGUGCCCAUGUAUAUGUCAGAACUUGCACCUCCUAAUAUCCGUGGUGGCCUGGUAGUUAUCCAACAGGUGUCCAUCACUUUGGGUAUUCUUAUAUCGUUUUGGCUUGACUAUGGUACUAAUUUCAUUGGUGGGACCCGGUGUGCCCCACAUGUACCCUACAAGAACGGAAAGUCAUUCAACCCCUACACUGACGUCCCAGCUGGCGGAUGCACAGGCCAGUCCGAUGCAUCCUGGAGAAUUCCAUUUGGUUUGCAAAUUGCCCCAGCCUUUGUUCUUGGAAUUGGAAUGAUGUUCUUCCCACGGUCACCCAGAUGGCUGUUGUAUAAAGGCCGUGAGGAAGAAGCUGUUGAGACUCUCAAGUAUCUCAGGCGCAGGAACACUGAAAGUGAGAUCGAGCAGGAAUUAGCAGAAAUCCGUGCAGAUGUCAUAUUUGAGAAUGGAUAUGCCGACAGAAAGUUUGGGAAAAUCACCAAUCCUGUCAGUCUCUAUGUUGCUGGUAUCUGGGAUAUCCUUACUACGAGAUCACAUUUCAAAAGAGUAUUUAUUGGUUCUGCUGUGAUGUUUUUCCAGCAGUUCAUGGGCUGCAAUGCUAUUAUUUACUAUGCUCCAACUAUUUUCUCUCAGCUGGGAAUGAAUUCUAAUACCACAUCGCUGUUGGGCACAGGAGUAUAUGGUAUCGUGAACUGUCUUUCAACAUUUCCCGCGGUAUUUCUGAUCGACAGAACAGGUCGAAGAACGCUGCUAAUGGCUGGCGCAAUCGGAACUUUUGUGUCGCUCGUUAUUGUUGGAGGUAUCGUUGGAAAGUACGGUUCUGCAUUGUCUGAACACAAAACAGCGGGAAGAACUGCUGUUGCGUUUAUCUUCAUCUACGACGUCAACUUCUCUUAUUCUUGGGCUCCUAUCGGAUGGGUCUUGCCAUCUGAGAUAUUCUCAAUUGGAAUCAGAUCCAAAGCAAUCUCUAUCACCACUUCAUCCACCUGGAUGAAUAAUUUCAUCAUCGGAUUGGUGACUCCAAGGAUGCUCGACACAAUGAAAUGGGGAACCUACAUAUUUUUCGCGGCUUUCUGCAUUAUCGCAUUUCUAUUCACUUUGUUUGUCAUUCCCGAGACCAAGGGAGUGCCAUUGGAGGAAAUGGACAGGAUAUUUGGUGAUGAAGACGCCCAGCUCAACAAGCAGCAUCUUGCUGAAGUUGGUGCCUUCAGAGCUGAAUCUUUGAAAGGCUCCGAGGAAAGGAUUGAGUCUGCUAGCGAGUAA